Molecule: messenger RNA, 1796 nt
Organism: Tupaia belangeri chinensis (Chinese tree shrew)
Lineage: Eukaryota; Metazoa; Chordata; Mammalia; Scandentia; Tupaiidae
Gene: SNCG
Product: synuclein gamma
Exons: 5
Coding region: 824-1207 (127 amino acids)
Biological process (GO): chemical synaptic transmission; synaptic vesicle endocytosis; synapse organization
Cellular component (GO): neuronal cell body; cytoplasm; axon terminus
Molecular function (GO): cuprous ion binding
Source: RefSeq, a predicted model, not a curated record
CUUGUCUGAUUUAACUUGGAAAAACGGGCUUGGUCCUGGCCAGUUUGGCUUCUGCUCCAAGAGCAUUAUCCCCACUUUAACGCUUCCCUAGUCUUUCUCAACCCUUCGGGACACCCUACCUUCGAGCCCUGAAUUUCUCACAUGCAGAGUGGCCAAGUUCAUCUCAGGGGACUUGCUGCCCACCCACGCCGCAGGCCAGGAAGUGGGGAGCACGCCUGCCUCCUCAGCACCCUCCACCACUGUGCCGUGGGAACUGGCAGUGGGCAGAGGCCCAGAGGAGGGCAGGAGCUCCCCGGGUCACACGGUGUGCAGCCAGAGCCCAGGGCAGGGGAAGCCCUCGUGUGCCCCUUUCUCCAGGCUCUGGUUUUGCCAGAGCCCAGGGUUCGGGGCAACCAGGACUCUUGGGGGUAGCUCAGCAGCUGGGCUGUUCUGGGAGGUUGGCCGCUCUCACCUGACGGCAUGCAGGCCCUGCUCCAUUGACCGGGGGUGCCAGGGCCUGGCCAGGGGGCUCCCCCUCCAUCUCCCUCCCCAGGCCUGAAGCACCCAGCCAGGACAGCCCCGCGGGUGGGCAGGGCGGCCAGUGAAUGGGAGGCACUGUGGCCCCUCCUGGAGGGCAGGGCAGGAGGGCAGCGAGGAGCCUGCAGGCCCAGAGGAGGGCCUCCCUCCUCCCCGCCCCCACCCCGGCUGGCUGGGCUCCCGCAGCAGCCGCAUCCUUAUUUCAUCGGCCUCAGUGAGAGGUGGGUCUGCCACGCCGCAGCAUCCGCUCAGCCCGCAGCAGCUCGCAGGACUCAGGCUCUGCCACAGCCGCCGCUCACCAGCCGCCAUGGAUGUCUUCAAGAAGGGCUUCUCCAUCGCCAAGGAGGGCGUGGUGGGCGCCGUGGAGAAGACCAAGCAGGGGGUGACGGAGGCAGCUGAGAAGACCAAGGAGGGCGUCAUGUAUGUGGGCACCAAGACCAAGGAGAACGUUGUGCAGAGCGUGACCUCAGUGGCCGAGAAGACCAAGGAGCAGGCCAAUGCCGUGAGUGAGGCUGUGGUCACCAGCGUCAACACUGUGGCCACCAAGACCGUGGAGGAGGCGGAGAACAUCGUGGUCACCUCUGGGGUGGUGCGCAAGGAGGAUUUGCAGAACCCUGCCUCCCCUCAGGAGGACGGGGCGGCCAAGGAGGACGAGGACAUGGCUGAGGAGGCCACGAGCGGAGGCGACUAACGGGCUGCCGGUCAGCCGCGGAGGUGCCGGGGAGCGCCCCUCUGCCUUGGGUCCUGCCCCACUGGACCAGGAGAGCCAGCCCUGGAGUGUCCUGUGGUCACCCCUGCCCCUGGCCACCCAGGUCUGCCCCCUUGCUGCUGCCACCCGUCACUGCCUGCCUGGCGCCGUCCUCUGGCCCUCCAGACCCCACGGAUGCUGCUGUGAAAUCUUUUCUUUUCUUUUCUUUUUUUUUUUUACUAUUUCAAAUAAACACUUGAGCCCCACCCCAGCUGCUCUGUGCUGCGUGGUUUGUUCAUAAGGAAGCCCCCAGGUCCCUCUCAGGUACAGGGGCUGGUCUGGCUUGUUGGUGGCCGGGAACCCAAGGGACACCCAGGGCUUCCUGGAAGCUGCGAGAGCUCACUGCCUUGGAGCAUCCCCAGCGCACCCGCCGGCACUGCUAACAUGGAGGCUGCAGCCCUGCCAGGGCCCAGGUUGCGGGACAGGUGGCUCCAGGUUUCGAACUGGAGCUCCACUUCCAGGUGGACCCUGCUUAGCGGCUCUGGCUCCGAGGACCCUGCUAACAGCAGGAGGGAAGGGUGGGCUCUGGGGC